Molecule: messenger RNA, 3521 nt
Organism: Anopheles darlingi
Lineage: Eukaryota; Metazoa; Arthropoda; Insecta; Diptera; Culicidae
Gene: Oatp33Ea
Product: solute carrier organic anion transporter family member 74D
Exons: 7
Coding region: 806-3358 (850 amino acids)
Biological process (GO): transmembrane transport; sodium-independent organic anion transport
Cellular component (GO): membrane
Molecular function (GO): protein binding
Source: RefSeq, a predicted model, not a curated record
UGGUGACGUCGCAUCCGGAAGCGAUUACCAAGCGAAUUCCAUACAUAGUACACCCGGCAUUAGUACACCCUAUUCCUAUGCACGGUUUUAUCACUAAAUCUGCGCUCCAGUCGUCCCCUAAUUAUCGAUGGCUACACGAGUUCACUGCCAUCUCCUCUCUUGCACAACCUCAUCUAUAGUACCACUGCAAAAGGUGCCAAAGCUGCGUGUACACAGAUCGCGCGACACGUACCACAACGACGACCGUUGGCGCUUUGAGCGCGCCCCAUCAUCCGCGAUCCAGCGCGCGCCGGCUGCUCGCGUCAGUUUAGAAACGCAUACCGUAACGUGAACACGUUCCCGAGCGCACAAGCGCGUGCCUUCCAGGUCCCGGAGCUGCUUCCAACGACCGCAGCCGUCUAUGAUAAGUUGUUGAGCAGCUUUCGCGCAGCGGGCUGUCCGCGCGAUCCAAAUCUAUGUGGCCGCAUCGUAUGUUCCAGACGUAUGAGGAUGCUGACGAUGGACUGAGACAAAAAAGUGCUGUGUGAAGAUCGUGCGUGAACGUUCCAGUGAUCGAUCCUUUUGUGUGUGUGGCAGUGGAUGCGCCAUGAUAAGUGACAGUGAUUUCCGGGACUCCUACGUAAUCGUAUUCCGGAGGUGCAACCAUCUGAUAUGCUUGUGAUAAUAGUGUGGCAGCUGGAAAUCCUUCUACACAAUCACUAGUGCGAGUGUAUGUGUUUGUGUGUGACCGAAGAGAUCAAAGUUUCAACUUCCAGCGUGUGAUCGACACAGUGAGGACAGUAUCAGUAUCGCGAAUCCAACCAACAUGGCGUCCGAUGUGCGCUGUGGUCUAUCGUGCUGGCAUCCGCGCUGGUUACAGCGGUUCGCCACGCCACGAUCCUUUAUCAUGGUGUACGGAUUCCUCGGCACGGUCCAGGCAAUGGCGUACAUCUACUUCGUCAUCACGCUCACCACGCUGGAAAAGCGAUUCAAAAUUCCUUCCUCAACCACGGGUAUCAUUCUCAGCGGUAACGAAAUAUCGCAGAUCCUCCUGUCGCUCAUUCUCUCGUACGUUGGUGGUCACCGGAACAGACCACGAUGGAUCGCCUGGGGUGUGGUGUUCUGUGCCCUUUCCUGCUUCAUCCUAGCGCUGCCACACUUCAUCUACGGCCCGGGCGAAGAUGCACUGCGCCUCACGAAGGAGUACUUGAGGGAUAAGGCAGAGGAUGAGGCCAACUUACGGCUGCACCAGAACGUCACGAUGCUGGUAAAAAGCUCGAACCGUCUGUGCAUGGCCGAGUCGACGGAGAAGGAGUGCCUCGAUACGAUCUCGAUCGUACCGUUGGUGCUGAUCUUUAUGUCCCAGUUUGUGCUCGGCAUUGGCAACACCCUGUACUAUUCGCUCGGUCAAACCUACCUGGACGACAAUACGAAGAAGACCAAUACACCGUUAAUGCUGGCGUACGCCUCGUCGUUGCGUACCUUCGGGCCGGUUGUAGGCUUUGCUCUCGGUUAUUUGGCGCUGAAGAUCUACAUCGAUCCGACCAAGACACCGAUCAUCGACAGUUCUGAUCCACGUUGGCUAGGUGCUUGGUGGUUAGGCUGGAUACUGCUCGGUAUUGCGAUGCUCUUCUUUGCCAUGCUAACUGGACUCUUUCCGAAGGAGAUUCCAAAGAAGCAGGCGGCGGCACCGACGAAAACCAAACGACCAAACUCCAACAUGCCCGUCAUACUGAUGAACGAUGCGGAAGCGUUCGGGAAGGAAAAGGAAGAGCUUCGCCAAGCGGCAAGACACCAGCGGACAGUCUCCGAGAGUGCACCCGAGUUCGUCGAAAGUAUUGUGGAGUUUCCGAAGCUAAAAGACUUUCCGACGGCGUUGAUGCGUUUGUUGAAAAACAAGCUGUUGAUGUUCAACAUUCUGUCCGGUAUAUUCUACAUUCUUGGUUCGAGUGGUUACAUCACCUUCCUGAGCAAGUACAUCGAGGUGCAGUUUCACAAAUCGCCGGCCAAUGCGACGGUCAUCACGGGUCCGAUCACGUUGUUCGGUAUGGUGGCAGGAUUCCUCAUUUCGGGCAUCGUUAUCUCGAAGAAGAAACCAUCUCCCCGGAAACUGCUGUUCUGGAACGUGAUCGUUGGCUUUGGGUAUAUGGCUGGACAGUUUUCCUAUCUUUUCCUGACCUGCCCCGAUGGUACGAUGCCGUUGGUACAGGGUCGCUUAAAUCUGACCACCGAGUGUAACAGCCAUUGCCACUGUGACGGUAUUCCGUACACGCCGGUCUGUCAGGAGGAGACGGGAAUAACGUUCUUCUCUGCCUGUCACGCCGGUUGCGACAACUGGCAUACGGCGGACAAGUACUACGAUCGGUGCUCUUGCCAGAAUGAAAACUACUCCCCCAUCACAAAGCUUCCUUGGGAGAGGUCACCGAAUGGUUCUGGUUCUGCUACCUAUCUGCCCUCUACGCAUCCAUAUCAGACGACGGUGAGCACCAGUACAGUACUGAUUCAGUCCACAACCACUGACGCUCCUAGUAGUACUCGGAGCGAAACGGCAACGCUCUCAACGAGCACUGCUGCGGUUACUGUUACCGAUACGAUACAACUGCUUGCCAAUGCGAAUGAAACGAAAGUUAACUACACGUUAUCCCACGACUCACCUCCUGACCUAAUGGCGCCUGAUGCAACAGGCGAGUUACCGAUGGAAAUCACGGAAUCGACAACUGCCGUGCCCGUGGAUGGUGAAGAUUCCGUUGUGAUGGAAGCAGCCGAGGAAGCGGCUAGUAGUUAUCCGGAAGCUGAAAGGCGAAGGAAAAGAGCUACCAGUACAGGGGAUGGCGAGGAUAGUAGCACCACUACCAACCCACCGGACACCACGCUAUACAGUGUGAAACUAGUGCCGGGUGCGUGCAUUCAGGGCUGUGCCCUCGGAUUCUACCUCUUCUCCAUCAUCUCCAGUAUCAUCAACUGCCUCGGUGCGUCCGGCCGGAUCGGUAAUCUGCUGGUGAACUAUCGCUGUGUCUCGAAGCAGGACAAAUCGUUCACCCAGGGACUGAUCCUCAUGAUGAUUAGCUUGUUCGCGCUCAUUCCCGGACCGAUCAUCUAUGGUCGGAUCAUCGACAGUACGUGUCUGGUGUGGACGGAAGAAUGCGGUAAGCGAGGCAACUGCCAACUGCACGAUCAGAAGCUGUUCCGGUACUACAUCAACAUUACGGCCCUGUGUCUCACAUUCGUCGGUGUGUUCUUCGAUGGGCUCGUUUGGUGGUACGGUCAAACACUGGACCUGUACGGUGAGCGGGAGCAAGCCGAACAGCAACAGAAGCGCCAGCACCCGACAGGUGCCAAGGUGCAUCCCGAACCGAUCAGUAAUCAAGCGUUCAAAUGAAAUACGUGAUUGUCCCUCCAUACACGGAUGCGCCGGGUGUUGUUUGCUUUUCAUAUGCGUUCGUUUUGCUCCAGUGUGUAUGGGUGUUUAUGUUACUUUUAAUUUAUGUACAUUAAGAUUACGGUUAAUAAGAUGAUAAGGGAUUCUCCUCUGUACCGACAAU